AUGAGGCAUGGGCAUGGGCACUGUCAUACCCCUCCCCCCCCCACCCCCUCCUCCUCCCUCCCCCGCUCGUCCCCUUCCGCCCCCUACCCUGUGCUGGCGCGCCUGGUGGUUGCAGGGCUGGCAGCUCGCGAGGGAUGGGUUCUGCCAUAUCCCUCCUCCUCCCUCCCCCGCCCGUCCCCCUCCGCCCCCCACGCAGCGCUAGCAGGCCUGGUGCAUUUCUGGCAUAUUGGGGGGGGUGACUUCACGCGGUGGACGAACGUGAGCGACGUGUGCACGCUCAACGACCCGCGCAUCACAUGCAACAACACGGCUGUUGUCGCCCUGAGGCUGUCGCAGGCCAACAUUCUGGGCGAGAUGCCAGAUGUCAUCGUCAAUCUCACCUCCCUCACCGCUCUGUACGCCUCCACACCGCACGCCCCCUGGGACUCUCAUUCCUCCCUCCUUUGCAUGCCUCCAUGCCGUUCCCUUUAUGUCCUCCACUCUCUUACUCUCCGCACCCCCAUCGUUCUCCACACCCCCCUCAAUUUCCGCACUUUAUACUCCCUUGCUGACCUGCACUUGUCUUACACAUGUACCGCUUUCCCCUCCGCCCAUGCACCGUCCCCUCAACCCAUGCACCGUCCCCUCCGCCCAUGCACCGUCCCCUCCACCCAUGCACCGUCCCCUCACCAUUCUCGUCAGAGCCACCUUGAAACACCAAGCUCCCUCACUCCGCUCUCUCUCGCCCUCCUCCGCCCUCCUCCGCCCUCAUCCACUCCACCCCCCCCCCCUCCCCCCUUUCCUCCCAGCUAUCUGGACAGCAACCGGUUUUACGGCUCUCUGCCUGCGUCCCUCAGCCGCCUCACCAAUCUCCAACACCUGGAUCUCUCACAGUGCGAGCUCACAAUGGUGCUGCCAGAUGUCAUCGGCAAUCUCACCGCCCUCGUCUCCCUGUAUGCCGUCACUCCCUGCAUUCUCCACACUCCUUUCAUUCUUCACUCCUUUCAUCCUUCACUCCUUUCAUUCUCCACACUCCCUUUUUUUUCUCCACACUCCCUUCAUUCCCCACACUCACUUCAUUCUCCACACCCCUUUCAUUCUCCACACUCCCUUAAUUCUCCACACUCCCUUUGA
This is a messenger RNA of Closterium sp. Naga37s-1, 1113 nucleotides long. NCBI's taxonomy places the organism in Eukaryota, Viridiplantae, Streptophyta, Zygnematophyceae, Desmidiales, Closteriaceae. The record is from the annotation of a GenBank genome assembly.